AUGGGUGACAGCAACCCCGCCGGGCCCUCAACGGCACCCCUGCCACCCGGCUGGACCUCUCACAUCAGCCCAGCCGGUCGGGCCUACUACCACGACUCCACGUCCGGCGUCAGCACCUACACCCUUCCCAGACCCAAACCGCCGAAACGCGAAAAGCCAGUCUCGAAGACGCUCGUGCCAAACACCUCUGGGUGGUUCAAGGUGACGACGAACAAGGAUAAUGUGUUUUAUUUUCAUCCGGACACGAAGACAAGUGAAUGGCUACCACCGCAGGAAGUGGCGAGCGCCUUGAAGAAGGUCGAGGAGGAGGAGAGGGAGAAGGAGGAAAGAUUGAGGAAGCAAAGGGACGACGAGGAGAGGGCGGAGAGGGAGAGAGUGAAGAGGGAGAAAAGGGAGAGGAAGAGGAAGUUGGAGGAAGGUGUGCCGAUUACUGAAUUCGAUGCAAGUAAGAGGGCGCGACCAGAUGGUGAGGAUGAGGACGGUGAGGAGGAGGAAGGGGAAGAGGACGAGGAAGGGGAAGAGGAGAUCGAGGACGAGGAGGAUGAUGACCAGGAGGGGGGACUCGUUGGUCUAAGGGAUGAUAGCACUACGAGUAUCGCUGGAGCCCACGCAGACGGCACCCAGCAGAGCACCGUCGAAGCACCCGAGAACCACGACGACGACGACGACGACGACCAAGAGUGGCAACGACAGAUUGCCGAACAGAUGGCAGCAGAAGCUGAGGCAGAAGCAGAAGCAGAAGGCACGUCCCUGCCAUCCGCCGUAGCCGACAUCGUCGCACCUUCCACAACCCUCGAAGAUCAAAAGCUCGCCUUCCUCGCCCACCUCACCUCCCUCAACACCUCCCAUCCGAUCAAUCCCAUGGCACCCUACGACCACUCGCUGCCGCUCUUCUCCACCCACCCGACCUUCCUCUCCCUCCCCAUCUCCGCCCGCGAAGACGUAUUCAACGAAUGGUGCAAGCUUCGCAUCCGAGAGAAGCGCGCCUCCAAAGCUGCCUCGUCUGACAAAUCAAACUUGCCCUCCUUUUCCUCCUCUGCGAACUCGAACCCAUUCUCCACCUCUGCAGAAUCGUCCUUCCGCACCCUGCUCAAGCAACAAGUCACGUCCACACGAACAAGAUUCGCCGAUUUCAGCUCAAAAUUCUCUCGCGAUCCUCGCUACACUCGUUACGGGAGAGCGGAUGCGGACAGGGAGAAGCUGUUCAAGACGCAUCUGGUCGAGUUGGGCGAAGCCAAGAGGUUGGCGGCAAAGAAGGCGGAGCGAGGGUUUUUGGAGUUGCUGUCGGACAAGGUGCCUGGAAACUAUCGGGGUAAGGUGGCGGCUGCUGGAGCGGAGAAGGAUGGGGUGAUGGAGGUGUGGAUGCAGGCGAAAAGAACGCCCGGGUUGGUCGAGGAUGAGAGGUAUGAUGCGGUGGGAAGCUCGACCAGGAGGUUCGAGCUGUUCCGCGAGUGGGCCAAGGGCGAGGUGCGUCCAUCUCAAUCGGCUCAACCUCACCCAGAUACGUCCACUCCAGCGCAAGACGACAAGGAAGCGAAAGCAAGGGCCAAACAACUCGCGCUCGAAAGCGCCCUCUCCGCCCGCCAGACCGCCGUCUCGCUCGAACGCUCCCGUCUCUCGCGCGUCAACCGCUCCGCCUACCUCUCCGCCUCGCGCGCCGACUCGCUCCUCUCCUUCCGCCAACUGCUCCUCGACGCCAUCCCCUCUCCGCACCUCGACUACGAUUCAUCCCUCCCCCUCAUAACCCCCGACCCGCGGUUCUCGCAUCCCUCCCUGACGGAUUCGGACAAACGCCAGUUGUUCUCCGAACAUCGUUCCCGAUUGCUCGAUCACGAAUCCUCCAAACUCGGUCGCAUAUUCGCUCGCUACGCUCCCUCGCUCGACACGCACCCGGACGACAUCCUCUCGCGCACACGGGAGGAUCCAGACCUUUCCUCCCCCGGCCUGAACAUAUAUCGUCAAGAUGCUUCCAAACUUCGCACAGCGUUCGAGGCGUGGAAUGCACAACGACAAUCCACAGCGGAAAAGGAGUUCAAACAGAUGCUCCACGAAAGCUCAUUCGUUGACUUUUGGGGUAGACUGCGAAAGUCUUGCUCCCAAACCACUGCAGAUCACGAGAAAGAAGAAGGAGAGGAGGGAGAGGAAGAUGGGGAGGUGUCGUUGGUGGAAAUGGCACGGAAAGUCGAUUUAGCGGAGAUCGAAGCAGUGCUUCGUCAAGAUGCGAGGUUCAAAGCGUUCAAACACGCACCGGAAGUCAGACGCAAGUGGAUCAGAGAACAUUUGAUCGGCUUAAGUGCACCUAGCAAGAGUGUACAUCGUUAG
This is a messenger RNA of Pseudozyma hubeiensis SY62, 2322 nucleotides long. RefSeq lists its product as hypothetical. The record is from RefSeq and is a predicted model, not a curated record. The transcript has a single exon. Gene Ontology annotation, molecular function: RNA polymerase binding; transcription coregulator activity. Lineage: Eukaryota; Fungi; Basidiomycota; Ustilaginomycetes; Ustilaginales; Ustilaginaceae. Gene Ontology annotation, cellular component: nucleus. The coding region runs from base 1 to 2322 and encodes 773 amino acids.